This is a messenger RNA of Phasianus colchicus (ring-necked pheasant), 3411 nucleotides long. The record is from RefSeq and is a predicted model, not a curated record. Lineage: Eukaryota; Metazoa; Chordata; Aves; Galliformes; Phasianidae.
GAGCAGAAGGAGUGAAGUCUCUUAUCACUGUUCUGUCAUCACUUGCAGAACCCAGACUGCAACAAGCAAUAAUGAACAUUUCACUGCAAAAAGCAUUUCCUCUGACUAUCACUGGGGAGGAAACAGCACCAAGUGCAAUCGCUGAACAGCCAGGUUCAGAACACAGAGGGAAUACAUGUCAUCUGGUACUACACAUCCCGUAGGGACCUACAAAGGCAGGGCCAGGAGAUGCACACCAUGUCCAUCCCAGCCCCACGACAGGCAGCACUGAGCGCGCAGAGCACAUGUCCAGCAGCUGCUCCUCACUUCUCUUUCUAUGUACAACUCCACUAAAAAGCCAUCCAACUCUUAAGACUGUAUUUUGUAAAUCCAAAAGAAAAUGACGUGCGUGCAGUUUACUGAAACUCUAGUUACAUUUAGUCUUCUACUACCAUGUACCACACAGAGUUGAUGCUUUAACUUUAAAACUGGAAGAACUGCUCAGCAAAUUAUAAAAGGUGUAAAUAUUUUAAAAUUAUAACAUAAAAUCACCUUCUCCAAUCACUACUUCUCUUUACACAAUGAGACCACUCAGUUUUCAAACAAGGAGGGCUGCGCACAAAAGUAAUAACAAAUACCUGCACACAAAUCACAAGACACAGAGAUGGGAGCACAACUCCACGCUCAGGAAAGUGGUGCCGGCUUAUGAAAUACAUGAUACAAUCUCCCUUAAAAAUAGCAGCUCUAUUCGUAGGUCAAAAGCAGGAAGUAACCCUCUAAUUAUAUAGAAAGUUCUAUUUCUCUCUCCGUUCUGGAGGAAACAAAAGCAGAAGCACUGAUGGCGUCACCUGGGAUCAGCAGCUGUCCUCCCGGCUAAGGAGCCAGACCCUGCACGCCAGCGGCCCCGGCACAGCAGCAGCCCUGGGACCGCAGCAGCUGAGGCCCCCCAGCUCCAGGCACUCACAGAGAGCCGCUGCAGCACCAGGAACCGCAGCAACCCAGCGCAGCAGCGCUGCUCCACAGCACGCUACGGUAACCCCCUCUCUGAUUUCUGCUUGUUUUCUGAUCUUGCAUGCCUGGCAAUUCCUUGCUUUGUUAGGACUGGACGUGGCAGCCGGAUCUGCCACGCACUUCAGGGCAAAAGCAGAUUCUAAUACUCCUCUCAAACCCUUAUCGAUAGAAAAGAAACUUGGCAGCUCAGUGAGGGCCGUGUCGGGAUGCUCAGGUGCUGGCUGACCUUGCUUUCAAAGACAGAGCUCACCCCACUCAACUGCACUCACUACAAUGGCAUCACUGUGCACCCGAAAGCGGCCCCUUUGAGGACACACAGACCCACCCGCCUCUCACAGCAGGCACAGCACGGCUGCCAGCUCCACGUGCUGAUGGCACCUGCAAUGCCACACAGCUCCACACCGUGGGUCGUCAGUGCUUUUUGCAGUACCACGUUGGAUAGAACAGCUGGUUUAGAAAAGUGACAGGAAAAACCAGUUGUGGUGCUGUAAAUUAAUUCCUAUACAAGUAAAGCUACAAAAGCCUUCACAGACCAUGCUGGCAAACGUGCAUCCGCCGCAGUAACACCCCGAUGUCUGAGUGCUGACAUCUCAGCCGCAGGGCACCCACCAGCCCCCUCUCUCAGGCAGCCUGCAAUGCCCGGCUGCCACAGCUGUCUCCUGACUCCAAACCCACACUAGGAACCUGCAAGCCAUCCCUGCAUCUGGGGGGUGUGUGGGGGAAUGGUAGAGAGGGCCUUGAAGGUGUCCGACAGUAGGGCUGGGGCACAGACAGUCAGGGCAAGAGAAACAAGGGAAUUACUUUUACAUUGGCCUCUCUCUACCAAACGUGCACCCAAAAGGAGCUCUGCUGCCACCUCUUUCCCACAUUAAGAAGGACGUGGAAAGCGAUGUUUGCCCUUUCUCCUUGGGCUCAGAGGACACCAUUCAGGUAGUCCCUGCCGCAGGCCCCACAUGGCAGAGCAGGCGCAGCCAGGUGGAGCUGGCAGUCCCACAGCCCAUCACAGCAGCAGACCUCUGCCCAUCCUAUCCCACACCUCCUCACAGCCCCUGCCAGGCAGGGACCCAACAGACCAGGACAGCAGCUCCCCUCAGCCCGGCCAGACCAGCCCCUGGCACGGCCAUGCCCAGCACUGCCUGCUCCAACCUAGCAUCCUCAGAGGAAAGCAGCGCAGGUGGCAAAGUCCAACAGAAAUACUCCCUGUAUAAAAAUGAAAAAUAGACUAAGAAGACUGAAAUCAUAAAAGGCAAAAUCUCCAGCUUUGCUAUUUUUUACUUUUCUUCUUCUUUUGUUGUUUCUGUUUUUAGAAGGAGGGUGGAAAAGACGAAAUGCAAACAAAAGCCACAAGCAACUUCAGCUACUCUAUCAAUGGCAGCAACUGCACCAGUGAUAACAGAAUCAGACAGGUCAUCUUCCCUCUGCUUUAUACUCUUCUCUUCCUGGUGGGUCUCACUAUGAAUGGCCUAGCAACGUGGAUCUUCUUCAAAAUAUCAAGUAAAUCCAAUUUCAUCAUCUUCCUCAAGAAUACUGUCAUUUCUGACAUCCUCAUGAUUCUGACUUUUCCAUUUAAAAUCCUCAGCGACGCACAGUUGGUACCGUGGGUGCUGAGAGGAUUUGUGUGCCAGGUCAGCCAAGUCGUAUUUUACUUCACCAUGUACAUCAGCAUCUUGUUUCUCGGGCUGAUAACCAUCGAUCGCUAUCAGAAAGCCACCUCGCCAUUCAGAACAUCAACCACAAGGAGCCUUCUAGGUGCCAAGAUCCUCUCCAUGGCUAUUUGGAUAUUGAUGUUUACUCUUUCAUUACCCAACAUGAUUCUAACAAACAAGAAAAAAACACCUAAGAACGUAAAAAAGUGUGCUCUCUUGAAAUCUGAGUUUGGCUUAGUCUGGCAUGAAACCGUAAACUAUAUCUGCCAGCUUAUCUUCUGGGUUAAUUUACUAGUCAUAGUUGUAUGCUACAUACUUAUAAGCAAAGAAUUGUAUAAGUCCUAUCAGAGGACAAGAUGCACGGGAAGACCAUCCAGAAAAUCUGUAAAUCUGAAGGUUUUUAUCAUAAUCGCAGUGUUCUUUAUUUGUUUUGUGCCAUUCCACUUUACCAGAAUUCCCUACACUUUGAGCCAAACAAGAAAUGUUUUUGACUGUUCUGCAAUGAACACCCUGUUUUACUUAAAGGAGAGCACGCUGUGGCUGACAUCGCUAAAUGCUUGCCUAGAUCCAUUCAUUUACUUCUUCCUUUGCAAGUCAUUUCGAAAGUCCUUGCUAGGCAUGCUGUGCAAGCACACCGCAUCGCCAGAACUCGGAGCACAGAUAGCGGGGCAGAAUGAAAGAGAUGACACUGACGAUACCCCACUUUAGCACAAAGGACCACCCACGCCCCUGCCUGGCCAUGUACGUUUCCCUGGGGGCAGGGGGAGCAGAAGAA